Messenger RNA from Scylla paramamosain (green mud crab), 2464 nucleotides. RefSeq lists its product as uncharacterized. Lineage: Eukaryota; Metazoa; Arthropoda; Malacostraca; Decapoda; Portunidae. The coding region runs from base 111 to 1844 and encodes 577 amino acids. The record is from RefSeq and is a predicted model, not a curated record. The transcript is spliced from 10 exons.
GGACGGUGUUUCGAAGCUUCACCAGCGCACGUUUCAUAGCGGCGAGGGUGGUGGAGCCGUAGCUAGUAGCGUGGUGGGCGCGGCGGCUAACGAGUGGCGGUGAAGGAACAAUGGCCUGCUUCAGCGUGUGGUGGAGCGUCGCCCUGCUGGGAGUGUGGCACUGUUCCCAGGCGGCGCGGGGUGCCCAUCUGCCCCUAAACACUUCAGCAGAGGACAAGCCACCGUUUCCCUUCGAUCUCAGCUCCAUCGGGGAGACGGAGAACAACCGCUUGGAGUUCUUGCAGGAGUUGUUCGAGCUGUCAAUGAAAGCUGAGGAAUCUGGGAAUGACAUUGAAACGAAGCUGGCGAAACGGAAGAGUGUUGAGGAGGCCAGCAGCGAGGCACGAGGGAAGAAGACCAGCACCACCACAACCACCACCACAACUACUCAGCCACUAACAGCAGCAGUUACAGAGAAGGCGGAGGCAGGCACGGACAGACCAAGCCUUCAGGAGUACACGAAGCAAGAGAUGAUCACAUUGGUUCACGAGGGGCGGCGCGGCAACGGGAGUGUGAUGGCCGGCUGCCCCAUCCCUCACCUGUCCAUAAAGACUCGGUGCUUCGCCAACGUGAUGGAAGUGACGGUCGCCUCCCGCAUGAACCUCUUAGGACAGCUGAUCAUGGAGGGCGGCGACGGCAGGGCGGAGAUUAAAGGAGCUUUCCUGGUGGCCUUCGCUGUGGUGGGCGGGGCGGGCAAGAGAGGGCGCCUAACUACCCGCCUGCUCAGGACUGACGUGCACACAAACUGUGAUUACUGCGACCACCUGGUGACGCAGCUGUAUCUCAAGGUUGGGGAGGUGAAGUGUUUCCUGACGGGGGAAUGCCCAGCCCAGCCAAGUUUGCCAGAGUCCCUCCCCAGCCUGCCCGAUCCUGUCUACUUCCCCGCCACCACCGCAGCGGGCACAGUUACACAGGACCCCACCACCACGGCCAAGACCACCAUGACACUGCUUGAAGGUUCCUCAGGGCUGGAGGGCGUGGAAGUGAGCGGCGCUGUUCCCCUGGGCACCAAGCUGAGUCUGGUGGUGAGCGCCUACAGCCGAGACCUGCCCCUGGACCUCCACCUGGCCAAGUGCGAGGCGCGGGACGAGGAGGGCCGCGUGGUGGUGCUCCUCAAGGACGGGUGCAGCGUGUCUCAGGUGCUGGAGGACUUCCGCGAGGUGGUGGAGGCUGCCGGGGAGCCUGGCAUGCGGCGCGUCAGUCAGUACGCUAGGCUGCGAGUCUUCAAUACCAGGGCGGCGCCGCAGGACAUCACCCUGCUUUGUAUUCUCAAGGUGUGCAGCGGGGAGUGUGCGGAGCGCCCCGCCUGCGUGCAUUCAGACAUCAACCUGGGCAGGAGCAAGAGGCCCAUCGCGUCCCUGUACUCUCGCCAGGUGACCCUCGCCAAGGUGUUCCGCGUGGCAGGCUUUCCCGUCAACAGGCCGAGUGCCCCGCCUGUCCUCAGCUCAAAAUCACCAGGAGAGAAAACGGAAUGCGACUGUUCGCACUUGGCGGCGGCGGGCAGCUCGCGGGGCUGCCUGUCCUACCAGAUGGUGUACCUGGUGCUGGGCCUGUCCACCGCCUUCUACCUCCUGGUGGCGCUGUGCGUGUACUUCUUCCUGCGGCGCCCCAGCCCCUACGCCCUGCAGAAGGGUUACAUGGAGGACACGGAGUCGCCGCCCCGCGCCCUCUACCAGGAGUACAGUUCCACCCGAAGGCGCUCCCCGCAGUCCUCCCCGGAAUACUCUGUGAAUAUGUCGCCGCAAAGCCGCCAGUCUCCUCACUCUCAGUCCCCGCACGCCCGUCAGUCGCCUCAUUAUAACUAGUCCGCAACACCUUGAGCCAGCCACCACAGCGCCGCCGAACCUAACAGCCUCGCACCGUCAGUCGCCGCCAUUCAGGAAUAUUAAAUCUCGCACUCAAAAGGAAUACAAGUAAUUAUUGUGAUAAAUUUUACCUGUUUUAUGCUUGUGUGUCCUUAUUGGUGUAAAUCAAGGCUGUAAACAAACUGUCCUCAACGCUGUAUAUAAUCAUGGUGAGCCUGUUGGUGAUGCCGUCGGUCGCAUUAGGCCAGGUGGUGUCAGGCGUUUCAGACGAGGCAAAGGGAGGCGUGGGUAGCUGAACCGGCUCGUUGAGGAGUAAUGAUUGGUAACUCCUCUUAAAAUGUGGCGAUUUAUUGGCGAUUAACUAACUGCCAAAUAUUCUUGUACCUGUAUAGUUUUUACUUGUUAUAUUUCGUUGUUCUUUUACUGUUGAUAUAUUGUGUGGAGUUGUAUGAGUUUUUUUUACGCUAAAGGAAUAUAUACUUAUUAUUAUUACCAUAAUUUGUUACAUACAUACAUAGAAUACUGUAAUAAUCGAUCUAUUGGAAUAAUAAUUGAAAGGCGUUGUAUCACAUGUACAUAAGCUUUCUAAUUACAAGUGUGCUGUUUUGUGACAACCGUGA